AUGGAUCGAAAAAAAGGUUCGCGUGAAACAAGAAGCAGUGAAAACGAACGGAAAUCGCGACCGAAGAAAAGGAAGGGAGUUUUUAACCCGAACCUGGCCGAAUCGGAAAGUGGAAGUUUCAGCACGUCUGCGAAGAAACUGAAAGAUAAUAUCGAUAUGACUGUGAAUGAAAGUCCUAAUAUCGAAUAUCGUAUUUUGAACUUUUGGGUUGUGUUUGCUGCUAUUUCCAGUUUAGUGAAGUGCAAAACGUGUAAUGGAAAUAUUACAUUUGAAACGGCAAAUGCAAGAGGAUUAGGCUUCAAAGUCGUUGUGAAAUGUGACUCAUGCGCAGAUAAUUUGAUACCAUCUUCUCCUUUUGUGGCACAUUCGUAUGAAAUAAAUCGUCGAUUUAUAUUCACUAUGCGAGUUCUCGGUAUAGGAUUGGCUGGAGCACAAAAAUUUUGCGGACUUAUGGACAUGCCAAGGUUUCUUACCGAGACUACAUACUCAUUAAUUUUGAAAAGUAUUUAUGAGUCUGUGAAAACAUGUGCAGAUGUAAUAUUUAAAAAAGCCGUACGAGAAGAAAUUAAAGAUACACCUAAUGCAGCAGAUGAAGCAACUCCUCAAUUGACAGUUUCCGGAUAUGGAUCGUGGAGGAAGCGAGGAUAUACAUCGUUGUUCGGAGUUACAUCGGUCAUAGGCUACUACAGUGGAAAAGUGCUUGAUCUUGUGGUAAAAAGUGUGUAUUGUAAAAUGUGUGAAUCGUGGAAACAUAAAGUAAACGAUGCGGAAUACGAAGAAUGGUACCAAACACACGGAGAUAAUUGCAGUGCAAAUCACGAAGGCUCCUCGGGAAAAAUGGAGGUGGACUCUAUUAUCGAAAUCUUCAAGCGUUCAAUAGAAAAAUAUAAUGUCCUCUACAGUUACUAUAUUGGAGACGGCGAUUCAAAAACGUACACUGGGCUAGUAAAUUCUCAUCCUUACGACGACGUAGAAGUUAUAAAAAAAGAAUGCAUCGGACACGUGCAAAAGCGUAUGGGAUCCCGCCUUCGUAAUAUAGUAAAAAAAAACAAAAAGCUUGGUGGUAAAGGACAGCUGACAGGGAAAUUUAUUGACAAGCUCACUGUGUACUAUGGACUUGCUAUUCGACGCCAUUCUGCUUCUGUUCACGAUAUGCAUGAGGCAAUAUGGGCGACCUUCGAUCAUUAUAGUUCAACCGAUGCAAAUCCACACCAUGAGAGAUGUCCAACCGGUGAAGAAUCGUGGUGUUCGUAUCAACGAGCUCAGGCGAGAAACGAGGCUUUCCAACAUGAUUACAAACCACUUCCAUCAAAUGUAUUGGAUGCCAUCAGACCUGUAUACAACGAUCUGAGUAAGGAAACUUUACUCGAAAGAUGCGUCGGUGGCUUCGAUCAAAAUAACAACGAAAGCUUCAACCAACUUAUUUGGAAAAUCAGCCCGAAAAUCGUCUCGAGUGGAGCAGUCGUUGUGAAUUUAGCAGCUUAUAUAGCCGCUGGACUAUUCAACGAAGGUUCAAAAUCACUAUUAUUUUAUUUGAACUCAAUCGGAGUGAGCUGUGGACGAAACGCGCACGAAUACGCCGAUAAAAUGGACGAAGCACGGAUCGCGCUGGCAGAAAGACGUGCGGCCGAGAGCACUCGUGAAGGAAGAAUGCUACGAAGACAGUAUCAGAUUUCCCUGUUGCAAGCGGCAUCGUCGGCGGAAGAACUUCUGUAUGGACCCGGAAUAGAUGACUCUAUAUGAUCCACUUCACCGCAAUGUUGGUCACCGCAAACCGUGCACACAACAACUUGAUUUAAUUGACGGCCAUUUACC
Molecule: messenger RNA, 1815 nt
Organism: Diprion similis
Lineage: Eukaryota; Metazoa; Arthropoda; Insecta; Hymenoptera; Diprionidae
Exons: 2
Coding region: 1-1743 (580 amino acids)
Source: RefSeq, a predicted model, not a curated record